This is a messenger RNA of Metopolophium dirhodum (rose-grain aphid), 757 nucleotides long. Its product is annotated as inhibitor of growth protein 4-like. Gene Ontology annotation, cellular component: nucleus. The coding region runs from base 26 to 757 and encodes 243 amino acids. Lineage: Eukaryota; Metazoa; Arthropoda; Insecta; Hemiptera; Aphididae. The transcript has 5 exons. The record is from RefSeq and is a predicted model, not a curated record. Gene Ontology annotation, biological process: regulation of DNA-templated transcription.
UCUUCGCUAAACCAAUUAAAUAAUAAUGGCUUCAGCUCCAUACUUGGAUGACUUUGAGAGCAGUUUGAACAAACUCCCUGAAGAGUUACAACAAAAUUUAACUCUGAUGCUCGAUCUCAACUCUAAAUCUCGAAAACUGAUGGAUGAAGCUGACAAAAUGGCCGACGAUUAUAUUUCAAACAUCAGAAAAUAUUCGGUAGAGAAACAGAAAGGAAUAAUGUCAAAAAUACAAUCCAAAUUUGAUGAAGCAAAAAACAUAUCUGAUGAUAAAGUUCAACUGUCAAUACAAAACUAUGCAUUGGUUGAUAAACAUAUUCGGAAGUUGGAUACAGAACUAUUGAGAUUUAAAGGAAAAACUCAAUUGCAAACUGAUAUGCGUGACACUGCCAUAAAGGCUAAAAUUAAUUUACCACCGAAAAAAGGAGGUUCAAAAUUAAAAGGUCCAUCUACAUCCAGUGCUGUCACUGGUCCAUCAAACCAAACCAACAGCGUAGACAAUGUUGCAGUAGCGACUAGUUGCCUUUCUGGUGCUUCAGUUGGUCAUAGAAUCGCACAUUCGGCUUAUGUCGACAUGCCUAUCGAUCCCAAUGAACCAACAUUUUGUCUGUGCAAACAAGUAUUGUUUGGUGAAAUGAUAGGCUGUGAUAACCCAGAUUGUGAUAUUGAAUGGUUCCACUUUGAAUGUGUCAGUUUAACUACCAAGCCCAAAGAAGAAUGGUUUUGUCCAAACUGUGUAAAAGACAAGAAGAAAAAAUAA